Molecule: messenger RNA, 1209 nt
Organism: Fomitopsis serialis
Lineage: Eukaryota; Fungi; Basidiomycota; Agaricomycetes; Polyporales; Fomitopsidaceae
Exons: 1
Coding region: 219-1148 (309 amino acids)
Source: RefSeq, a predicted model, not a curated record
GACGACCGCCUCGCCAACGCCAACGCCAAGCUCAAGCAAGCCGGGCAACUGUACGAGAAGAAGGCCAAGAAGAACCCGCAGGACGCGGCCGACGAGCAUGCGCGUUACAUGAACAUCCUGACCACUCUGGGCCCCGAGAUCAACCAGGAGAAGUAGUCAGUACCUCUGUCAUUCGCACUUGUUACCGUCACUCACCCCCGGUCAGCAAUCACUCGCUUAUGGUGACGCGUAGGCAUCAUUCGACGAUACACAGCUUGGCCGCCAGUCUCUCUCGCGUGGCGGACGCAGAAUGGCUUCGUUCCUGCGAGGGCGUGCGACGCUCUGCUCCUACCAUCGGACAGCUCGGCGAAUGGCGCGUCUACUGCGAGGGUGGAUGGUCAGGCCCGCUGCCUGCAGACCUACCGAACGGCGAGGCUCCUGAUCGUCCCGACCGCUCUGUGACGCCGAUUGCCCAAGGACGCGCCGUGACACCGAGCAUGGAAAAGUCGCCGCAAGGUCCCAGUACUCCGAUGUUGGAGAAGCCUGCGCCCGAAUAUUCAUCGCGUCGUCCGAGCGAGCAGGAGACAGAUGCAUCUUCACGAGCCGUCACGCCGUCGCACGACUCGUCACCCGCUCCGCCGCAGUACCACCCUGCGAAGACGAUAGCUGAUGACUCUGUCAGGUCCCUGGCAUCUCUGUCGUCCUUCCCCUCACCGCCUACACAUUUCCCUAUGCCACCUCUUGCGAAGGCCGAGGCUAGCUCUCCGGUGAAGGAGACGAGGCCCGAGUCCCCUCGCGGACCACGUACACCAUCUGAAAUUCUCUUCCAGCGCAGGACAGAGUCACCUAUCCCGCUCGCGCCGUCCGAGACAUCACGCCCCCUACCAUCCCCCGCCGCUCCACGCGCCGAACCUGCUGCCAUUGCUACAUCGGUUCCUGUUGAGACAAAUGGCAAGGCCGUCGACGGGAACGCUACGCAGCAGGGAUCAGAUUCGCAGCACUCGAUCGCGUCGGAGAGUCGAGAUUGCACGAUCGGCGUGAGGCAAAGACCCCGUCCCCAGUGCUUACGCGCGCUUCGAGCAAGAAGAUCAAGUUUGAGAGUGCAGCAGCUUCAUCAGGUCCGACUAGUUCGAUCGGGUGGAUCUUCGCAAGGCCGGCGACCAUGUUGACGACGGUGAAUUCGGCGCCCUCAGACCUAGGGAAGAAAGCGGCCGCGACAAGGUGGAUGCG